AUGUCACCAAGUCAGAUAUUGUUAAUUUCUGUAGUGCUCGGUGUGGCGUUGAGCACUCAAAGCGUGCUAGGUCAGACAAUCGACUGUCAACGACCACCCCAACUUGUGGAUCCAGCAUUGUGCUGCAGGGACGGUGGUCGGGACCAGGUUGCAGAGAAAUGCGCCCAGAGGAUUAUAGGAGGAGCAAAUGCACAGGCUAGGAAAGGCCUGCCAUCGCUGGAAACUGCCACAUGUCUGGCUGAGUGCAUCCUCACAACGUCACAGUACAUUCAGGAUCCACAGAAGCUCAACUUCGACAACAUCCGCAGUGAUCUCUCCAGAAAGUUUUCCAAUGACACUGCUUAUGUAGAGGCGAUGACAGCAGCGUUUACCAAAUGUGAGCCCCAAUCACAACGUCGGCUGGCAGCCAUCCAGCAAUCUCAGCAACAGCACAAAUGCAGUCCCUUUUCGGCGAUUGUUCUCGGUUGCACAUACAUGGAGUACUUUAAGAAUUGCCCCGAACAUCGGUGGACGCAGAAUGCGGAAUGCGCCUUAGCUAAGACUUAUGUUACUCAAUGUGGACUGGGGGCUUAG
Molecule: messenger RNA, 573 nt
Organism: Drosophila persimilis
Lineage: Eukaryota; Metazoa; Arthropoda; Insecta; Diptera; Drosophilidae
Gene: Obp47b
Exons: 3
Coding region: 1-573 (190 amino acids)
Molecular function (GO): odorant binding
Source: RefSeq, a predicted model, not a curated record